AUGGUACGUGCCGCGUUCUCUUCGUCAGUAGAGCGCUUCAGCAGAGGUCCUGUUUACACAUGCGAGGUAACAGGACAGGAAGGUCGCCAUGUAGCAGCUGCCCAGGUAACAGGACAGGAAGGUCGCCAUGUAGCAGCUGCCCAGGUAACAGGACAGGAAGGUCGCCAUGUAGCAGCUGCCCAGGUAACAGGACAGGAAGGUCGCCAUGUAGCAGCUGCCCAGGUAACAGGACAGGAAGGUCGCCAUGUAACAGCUGCCCAGGUAACAGGACAGGAAGGUCGCCAUGUAGCAGGUGCCCAGGUAACAGGACAGGAAGGUCGCCAUGUAGCAGCUGCCCAGGUAACAGGACAGGAAGGUCGCCAUGUAGCAGCUGCCCAGGUAACAGGACAGGAAGGUCGCCAUGUAACAGCUGCCCAGGUAACAGGACAGGAAGGUCGCCAUGUAACAGCUGCCCAGGUAACAGGACAGGAAGGUCGCCAUGUAGCAGGUGCCCAGGUAACAGGACAGGAAGGUCGCCAUGUAGCAGCUGCCCAGGUAACAGGACAGGAAGGUCGCCAUGUAGCAGCUGCCCAGGUAACAGGACAGGAAGGUCGCCAUGUAGCAGCUGCCCAGGUAACAGGACAGGAAGGUCGCCAUGUAGCAGCUGCCCAGGUAACAGGACAGGAAGGUCGCCAUGUAGCAGCUGCCCAGGUAACAGGACAGGAAGGUCGCCAUGUAGCAGCUGCCCAGGUAACAGGACAGGAAGGUCGCCAUGUAGCAGCUGCCCAGGUAACAGGACAGGAAGGUCGCCAUGUAGCAGCUGCCCAGGUAACAGGACAGGAAGGUCGCCAUGUAACAGGUGCCCAGGUAACAGGACAGGAAGGUCGCCAUGUAGCAGCUGCCCAGGUAACAGGACAGGAAGGUCGCCAUGUAGCAGCUGCCCAGGUAACAGGACAGGAAGGUCGCCAUGUAGCAGCUGCCCAGGUAACAGGACAGGAAGGUCGCCAUGUAGCAGCUGCCCAGGUAACAGGACAGGAAGGUCGCCAUGUAGCAGCUGCCCAGGUAACAGGACAGGAAGGUCGCCAUGUAGCAGCUGCCCAGGUAACAGGACAGGAAGGUCGCCAUGUAGCAGCUGCCCAGGUAACAGGACAGGAAGGUCGCCAUGUAGCAGCUGCCCAGGUAACAGGACAGGAAGGUCGCCAUGUAGCAGCUGCCCAGGUAACAGGACAGGAAGGUCGCCAUGUAGCAGCUGCCCAGGUAACAGGACAGGAAGGUCGCCAUGUAACAGGUGCCCAGGUAACAGGACAGGAAGGUCGCCAUAUAGCAGCUGCCCAGGUAACAGGACAGGAAGGUCGCCAUGUAGCAGCUGCCCAGGUAACAGGACAGGAAGGUCGCCAUGUAGCAGCUGCCCAGGUAACAGGACAGGAAGGUCGCCAUGUAGCAGCUGCCCAGGUAACAGGACAGGAAGGUCGCCAUGUAGCAGCUGCCCAGGUAACAGGACAGGAAGGUCGCCAUGUAGCAGCUGCCCAGGUAACAGGACAGGAAGGUCGCCAUGUAGCAGCUGCCCAGGUAACAGGACAGGAAGGUCGCCAUGUAGCUGCCCAGGUAACAGGACAGGAAGGUCGCCAUGUAGCAGCUGCCCAGGUAACAGGACAGGAAGGUCGCCAUGUAGCAGGUGCCCAGGUAACAGGACAGGAAGGUCGCCAUGUAACAGCUGCCCAGGUAACAGGACAGGAAGGUCGCCAUGUAGCAGGUGCCCAGGUAACAGGACAGGAAGGUCGCCAUGUAGCAGCUGCCCAGGUAACAGGACAGGAAGGUCGCCAUGUAGCAGCUGCCCAGGUAACAGGACAGGAAGGUCGCCAUGUAGCAGCUGCCCAGGUAACAGGACAGGAAGGUCGCCAUGUAACAGGUGCCCAGGUAACAGGACAGGAAGGUCGCCAUGUAGCAGCUGCCCAGGUAACAGGACAGGAAGGUCGCCAUGUAGCAGCUGCCCAGGUAACAGGACAGGAAGGUCGCCAUGUAGCAGCUGCCCAGGUAACAGGACAGGAAGGUCGCCAUGUAACAGGUGCCCAGGUAACAGGACAGGAAGGUCGCCAUGUAGCAGCUGCCCAGGUAACAGGACAGGAAGGUCGCCAUGUAGCAGCUGCCCAGGUAACAGGACAGGAAGGUCGCCAUGUAGCAGCUGCCCAGGUAACAGGACAGGAAGGUCGCCAUGUAGCAGCUGCCCAGGUAACAGGACAGGAAGGUCGCCAUGUAGCAGCUGCCCAGGUAACAGGACAGGAAGGUCGCCAUGUAGCAGCUGCCCAGGUAACAGGACAGGAAGGUCGCCAUGUAGCAGCUGCCCAGGUAACAGGACAGGAAGGUCGCCAUGUAACAGGUGCCCAGGUAACAGGACAGGAAGGUCGCCAUGUAGCAGCUGCCCAGGUAACAGGACAGGAAGGUCGCCAUGUAGCAGCUGCCCAGGUAACAGGACAGGAAGGUCGCCAUGUAGCAGCUGCCCAGGUAACAGGACAGGAAGGUCGCCAUGUAGCAGCUGCCCAGGUAACAGGACAGGAAGGUCGCCAUGUAGCAGCUGCCCAGGUAACAGGACAGGAAGGUCGCCAUGUAGCAGCUGCCCAGGUAACAGGACAGGAAGGUCGCCAUGUAGCAGCUGCCCAGGUAACAGGACAGGAAGGUCGCCAUGUAGCAGCUGCCCAGGUAACAGGACAGGAAGGUCGCCAUGUAGCAGCUGCCCAGGUAACAGGACAGGAAGGUCGCCAUGUAACAGGUGCCCAGGUAACAGGACAGGAAGGUCGCCAUGUAGCAGCUGCCCAGGUAACAGGACAGGAAGGUCGCCAUGUAGCAGCUGCCCAGGUAACAGGACAGGAAGGUCGCCAUGUAGCAGCUGCCCAGGUAACAGGACAGGAAGGUCGCCAUGUAGCAGCUGCCCAGGUAACAGGACAGGAAGGUCGCCAUGUAGCAGCUGCCCAGGUAACAGGACAGGAAGGUCGCCAUGUAGCAGCUGCCCAGGUAACAGGACAGGAAGGUCGCCAUGUAGCAGCUGCCCAGGUAACAGGACAGGAAGGUCGCCAUGUAGCAGCUGCCCAGGUAACAGGACAGGAAGGUCGCCAUGUAGCAGCUGCCCAGGUAACAGGACAGGAAGGUCGCCAUGUAGCAGGUGCCCAGGUAACAGGACAGGAAGGUCGCCAUGUAACAGCUGCCCAGGUAACAGGACAGGAAGGUCGCCAUGUAGCAGGUGCCCAGGUAACAGGACAGGAAGGUCGCCAUGUAGCAGCUGCCCAGGUAACAGGACAGGAAGGUCGCCAUGUAGCAGCUGCCCAGGUAACAGGACAGGAAGGUCGCCAUGUAGCAGCUGCCCAGGUAACAGGACAGGAAGGUCGCCAUGUAGCAGCUGCCCAGGUAACAGGACAGGAAGGUCGCCAUGUAACAGGUGCCCAGGUAACAGGACAGGAAGGUCGCCAUGUAGCAGGUGCCCAGGUAACAGGACAGGAAGGUCGCCAUGUAGCAGCUGCCCAGGUAACAGGACAGGAAGGUCGCCAUGUAGCAGCUGCCCAGGUAACAGGACAGGAAGGUCGCCAUGUAACAGCUGCCCAGGUAACAGGACAGGAAGGUCGCCAUGUAGCAGCUGCCCAGGUAACAGGACAGGAAGGUCGCCAUGUAGCAGCUGCCCAGGUAACAGGACAGGAAGGUCGCCAUGUAGCAGCUGCCCAGGUAACAGGACAGGAAGGUCGCCAUGUAGCAGCUGCCCAGGUAACAGGACAGGAAGGUCGCCAUGUAACAGGUGCCCAGGUAACAGGACAGGAAGGUCGCCAUGUAGCAGGUGCCCAGGUAACAGGACAGGAAGGUCGCCAUGUAGCAGCUGCCCAGGUAACAGGACAGGAAGGUCGCCAUGUAGCAGCUGCCCAGGUAACAGGACAGGAAGGUCGCCAUGUAGCAGCUGCCCAGGUAACAGGACAGGAAGGUCGCCAUGUAGCAGCUGCCCAGGUAACAGGACAGGAAGGUCGCCAUGUAACAGGUGCCCAGGUAACAGGACAGGAAGGUCGCCAUGUAGCAGGUGCCCAGGUAACAGGACAGGAAGGUCGCCAUGUAGCAGCUGCCCAGCCCGGAUGCCUCACGGCAAAUAGGUCCUCACCCCGAACAGGACAGAGAAUCCCCUGCGACAGGCGGAGACAAAUUCCUGGGCGCGAGGCGAGGCGCGGCGCUGCUGAGCUGAGACGAGCCGAGCGGAGACUUGGUGCGGAGCCAGACCUAGCAGCGGGCGCCUGCGUGAUUGGCACGCGCGUGGGCGGCGCCGGAGGCUGCGUGCGUGCGUGCGUGCGUGCGUUUACAUCGAUAAGUGGGAUCACAGAGGCAACAAGAGGAGGACGAAGAGACGACGAAACCGUUCCGGCCGUGGGCCGGCGCCUGCGGCAGGGACAGAGCAGCAGCACCGUGGGCGCCUCCGCCCCCCGUAGACGCCGCCACGACGACGCUGUGCCGCACAACAAGCCCCGCGCGGCCACAGAAGACGCCAUAGCGGACCUGAAAGCCGCAUUCGCGGCAGAGAGGACCGCCCUGCGAGACGAACUGGCCGCGGCGCACAGGGAAAUCCAGCGGCUGCGGGCUGAAGUGGCCCACCCCACCUGCUAA
Molecule: messenger RNA, 4608 nt
Organism: Schistocerca gregaria
Lineage: Eukaryota; Metazoa; Arthropoda; Insecta; Orthoptera; Acrididae
Product: hornerin-like
Exons: 4
Coding region: 1-4608 (1535 amino acids)
Source: RefSeq, a predicted model, not a curated record